Molecule: messenger RNA, 1995 nt
Organism: Sorghum bicolor (sorghum)
Lineage: Eukaryota; Viridiplantae; Streptophyta; Magnoliopsida; Poales; Poaceae
Product: putative polyol transporter 1
Exons: 2
Coding region: 95-1702 (535 amino acids)
Biological process (GO): transmembrane transport
Cellular component (GO): membrane
Molecular function (GO): carbohydrate:proton symporter activity
Source: RefSeq, a predicted model, not a curated record
GACAUGCAAAACCUUUGUACACCACUGUCUAGCAGUAGCCUGAUCCAAGUGCAGUGUGUGCACGGUAAGUGAUCUCGAGCCGCCAAAGGUAACAAUGGCAGAACAGCACAAAAACCCAACAAACAGGGCAGCCUCCGAUGGCCUCCCAGACGGUGUUGCGCCGCCGCGGAAGAAGACCAACGUCCGGUUCGCCUUCGCCUGCGCCAUCUUGGCCUCCAUGACCUCCAUCCUCCUCGGCUACGACAUCGGGGUGAUGAGCGGCGCGGCGCUGUUCAUCAAGGAGGACCUCAAGAUCUCAGACGUGGAGGUGGAGGUCCUGCUCGGCAUCCUCAACCUCUACUCGCUCUUGGGCUCCUUCGCGGCAGGGCGCACCUCCGACUGGAUCGGACGCCGGCUCACCAUCAUCCUCGCCGCCGUCAUCUUCUUCGUCGGGGCCUUCAUGAUGGGCUUCUCGGUGAACUACCCCAUGCUCAUGGCUGGCAGGUUCGUGGCGGGCAUCGGCGUCGGCUACGCGCUCAUGAUCGCGCCCGUCUACACGGCCGAGGUCUCGCCGGCGUCGUCACGCGGGUUCCUCACCUCCUUCCCCGAGGUGUUCAUCAACAUCGGCAUCCUGCUCGGCUACGUCUCCAACUACGCCUUCUCCCACCUUAGCCUCAAGGUCGGCUGGCGCCUCAUGCUCGGCAUCGGCGCCGCGCCUUCCGUCGUCCUCGCGCUCAUGGUGCUCGGCAUGCCGGAGUCCCCGCGGUGGCUCGUCAUGAAGGGCCGUCUCGCCGACGCGAAAGUCGUGCUCGGCAAGACCUCCGACACGCCCGAGGAGGCCGCCAUGCGCCUCGCGGACAUCAAGGAGGCGGCCGGCAUCCCCGCCGACCUCGACGGCGACGUCGUCGCCGUGCCCAAACGGACCGGCGGCGAGGAGCGCGUGUGGAAAGAGCUGAUCCUGUCCCCGACGCCGGCCGUCCGGCGCGUGCUCUUGUCGGCGAUCGGAAUCCACUUCUUCCAGCAGUCGUCGGGCAUCGACUCGGUGGUGCUCUACAGCCCGCGCGUGUUCCAGAGCGCCGGCAUCGCCGACAAGAACAAGCUGCUGGGCACCACGUGCGCCGUCGGCGUGACCAAGACGGUCUUCAUCCUGGUGGCCACGUUCACGCUGGACCGCUUCGGCCGUCGGCCACUCCUGCUGACGAGCACGGGGGGCAUGGUCGUCAGCCUCGUCGGCCUCGGGUUCGGGCUCACCGUCAUCGGCCACCACCCGGAGGGCACCACCAUCCCCUGGGCCAUCGGCGUCUGCAUCGCCUCCAUCCUCGGGGUGGUGGCCUUCUUCUCCAUCGGGCUCGGCCCCAUCACGUGGGUGUACAGCUCCGAGAUCUUCCCGCUUCACCUGCGCGCGCUCGGCUGCGCGCUCGGCGUCGGCGUGAACCGCGUCACCAGCGGGGUCAUCUCCAUGACCUUCCUGUCGCUGUCCAAGGGCAUCACCAUCGGGGGCAGCUUCUUCCUCUACGCGGGCGUCGCCACGCUCGCCUGGGUCUUCUUCUUCACCUACCUCCCAGAGACGCGAGGCCGCACGCUCGAGCAGAUGGGCGACCUCUUCGGCAUCCCUAACAUGGCCGGCGACAGCGACCAGCAGUCACCGGAGAAGGAGAAGACGACCUUGAGCAACGUCGAGAUGUCAUCGACGGCAACUAGUAGUGAUAUCAGAAAUGAGUGAUGAUGAAAUUACGGGGCAUGCAGUCAUGCACUGAGAAGGUUAUGUGAUCAACUCUGAAGGCGCGCGAGAGAAUGCGGGGCGGUGGCAUCACGCAUGUAGUCAAAGACUUCCUUUUUUUUUUCUUGUGUGUUGCAAGAGGGAUAACUUUCUGGUUUGGCCUUUUUGGCCUCUUGUCUGUACGGAUAGGUAGGAAAUUAGUGCACUUUGCAGGAGUACGUGUGUGUUGACGUGUACAGUGUAUGGCUGCGGAGUCAAAGCACCAGAGUACAAUAUGCAUGCAUGAUGUUGGUCUA